Messenger RNA from Poeciliopsis prolifica (blackstripe livebearer), 2806 nucleotides. RefSeq names its product ly6/PLAUR domain-containing protein 1-like. Gene Ontology annotation, biological process: acetylcholine receptor signaling pathway. The record is from RefSeq and is a predicted model, not a curated record. Gene Ontology annotation, molecular function: acetylcholine receptor inhibitor activity. Lineage: Eukaryota; Metazoa; Chordata; Actinopteri; Cyprinodontiformes; Poeciliidae.
CAGCCGCGACGUUUGAUUGGAUCACGUGGUACAUGAUGCAGACGUGCACGCGCAUUUUCGCGCACCGGCCGCGGGACUCGGUGCGGAGCGGCGGCAGGAGGAGGAAGAGGAGGAAGAGGAGGAAGAGGAGGAAGAGGAGCGCAGAGUCUCCGGCUGGCAGGCAGGAUGCGGCUGCGGCUCCGGACCGUCUCGGUUCUGCUCAUGUCCCUCCUGGGCUCAGGCCUGGCCCUCCAGAUCCAGUGCUACCAGUGUGAGAUGACAGACGACUGCGCUGCGCCCCAGUUCAUCGUCAACUGCACCGUCAACGUCCAGGACAUGUGCCAGAAGGAGGUUCUGGUGAACGACGACGGGAUCCUGUACAGGAAGUCGUGCGCCUCCUCCGCUGCCUGCCUCAUCUCCUCCUCCGGCUACCAGCAGUUUUGCACCGGGAAGCUUCACUCUGUCUGCAUCAGCUGCUGCAGCACGCCGCUCUGCAACGGGCCCCGCCAGAAGAGGCGGCCCCCGCCGUCGUCUGGCGUGACCGCCGCCGGGCCCCCCCUCAUAUUGGUCCUCCUCCUGCUGGACUCCGUCCUCUGCUGACAGAGACUCAGCAGAGGAUCCACCUGAUUUCACUGAUUGUCUGAAAACCAGAGCAGGAAACAGGAAACAGGAAGUUACUUUGACAUCAGAGCAGAUCCGCCAUUUCUACUGUCAGGACAGAGCUAGCAUGCUAAUAUCUCAGUUAGCUGAGAUAUUAGCAUGCUAGCAGCUCGCUAGUAAACAGGCUAGAAAUAAAUCGAUCAGUUUUCACAUCACAGUGAAACAACAGAUUUUACACCAAUUAAAGGAGCAUUUCAUAUUUGAUGAAAUGUUUGUUCCUCUGAACCGACAUGAUGCCGAGCAGAACCUUCUGGGUCCAGUCGGUUCCACCAGGUUUUCAUCACUUCUCUUUUCACUGCGUUUUAUUUGAGGUUGUUUGUUUUGCACACAAAUCGUUUUCUGCUGAUGUGACCAGAGGAGGCAGAAAAAACAAAUUAAUACUGAGAAUAUCAACAAUUCAACUGAGUUUUCUCAAAGUUCAAAGUGCAGCGAAGUAAAAACUAAUAUUUUCCCCAAAUGUUGUUAAUUGUAACUGAGUGAAUGUUAUUUGCAGCUCUGAACAUGUUUGUGGACUUCAGGAAGAGUUUAUGACCUUCAAUAGUUUGAAUUUUUCUUUUAAUCUGUAACUAAUAUUAACUGAUAUAACAGAUUGUGUUCUUAGUUGUGGAUUAAUUUUAAUGCAUUUGGAUGUUUCACGAUAUGAAUAUGUUUUAAGCAGCUCGUUGUUCACCUGGUGAAUCAAUCAAUCAAUCAAUCAAUCAAUCAAUCAAUCAAUCAAUCAAUCAAUCAAUCAAUCAAUCAAUCAGUCAAUCAGUCAGUCUUCCAGCCUGUAACUUGUUUUAUCAGAAUAGUGGAAUAAGACAAGUUUUAGUCUUUUGCAUUUUGACCUUUUGACCUUUCCAGAGCCAGAAUUCAAGGUGCAUUAAGUGAUUUGAUCACCUUAAAUUCUUGAAUUUGAGUUUCUGGACACAAAGUGAGGACAGAGUUGAACAGUCGUUGUUGACCCGGUCCGGGCUCAGCGCCCCUCUGAAGUGUCCAUCAGUCAAAGUCACGUCAGGGGUCAGGGACGGUACAGAACGGCCUGGGUCGUAACUCCACGUCCAACAUGGCGGAUUGGUCUGCUGCUAAAAAGCACAACAAUCAUUUCACAUGGACAUUUUUCUGCUUCUUCAAAUCGUCAUUGGAUAAAUUAGUUUGAACUUGUUGAAUUCAGUAUCAGUGAAACAAAGGUUACUUUUCAAAACUGAUUAUAUUCUGUAUUUUUGCGGCAGAUCGCUCUGUGAACUAAUUUCAUAUUUCCAAGAUGGCAAAACAUUUACUAAUAUUCAAAAUAACCGUCUGAUGUUUGACGAAGACAUGAGUUUUGAAACCAUCUGUUUUAUGCAGGUUAAAGUUCGUUAGUUAUAAAGUGGAGACAAUAACAGAUCAAGUUAAGGACAAACAUUCAGCAUAUAUAUAAAAAUAAUCCAAAUAAAAAAAGAAACGAUGAAUGUUGUGACGCCGGGCCAACAUGGCCGCCGGUGGGAGCGUGGCGGAUACUGACGACUCUCUGUGGCUCAUUGAGCCCCGGAUCAGCUGCAGCACAGAUGGCUGCAGCGUUCUGCAUCACAUGGUGCUGAUGAUCCAUUUUAUCCAUCUGAGACGCAGUCGAAGCUGAUCACUGCAGCGAUUGAUCAUCUGUCAGAAACUUGAAGCUUUGAACGUCUGCAGGAGGAAACAUGAAAAUAAAACUUAAUAAUGUUCAAACGUCUCAUUUUAUCUCUGAUGUUUUACUGGACAAACCAACAGGAAGUUCAGCUACAAAUGACCAGCAAUAGUUUUUAUGAUUUAGUUUCUUCUGGAGAAAUGAAUGGAGGUUAGUUUUUUAAAGUCAGAUUUUAACCAUGUUAUUGAUAAAAAUCACAGUUUCAAACUAAAUAUUUAGCUAAUAUGUUAAUUCAGUGGAAGUGGAAUGUCAAAAUAAAAGCUGGGUUUUUAUGACUUCCUGCUGCUGUAGAUCCAUCAAUAAAUAUUUAACCCUUCAAACUGAUUUUACUUUGUUUUAUAAUUUAAAUAAAUGUAAAUUUUGGUCAAAAAAGAAAACGAAACGACAAAACCAGCUUUUAUUUUGAUAGUUCACUUCCAAUUGUUGCCAAGUGAAUUAGCAUGUUAGCUUAGCAUCAGUCUGUGAGCUAGCUGUGUUUAUGAAUGAAUGAAUUCAUCCUGUUAAAUUAACCCAAAUUAUUCA